AUGAAUCACCAUCAUUUAUACAAUAUAUUUGAAGUGAAUAUACCAGAAGAAUGUAUGAAUGAGUUUUCAAUAAAUAAUUCACACAUUCAAAAUCUUUUUGAAAAUCAAAAUUCUACAAUUAAUCAAACAAACACAAAUGAUUUAGUUAGUAAUAACACUGUCUAUACAAUAAACAAUAUAAACUUUAUACAUAUAAAACCUUGGGUUUUAACAAUUAGUUUCAAUAAGAUUUUCAAAAAAUUCCAAGAGAAAAUUCUUAAACAAUAUCCAAAUGUAACAUGUGUAUAUUGUGCUAAGUUAUUAUACUCAGAAAAAGCAAAAUGGGUUCCUUAUAAUCAAGAAAUAAAAUAUCCAGUUGAAGAAACUUUUGAAAAUUUUCAUUUAGAAUUUCACCCAAAUACAAAAGUGAAUAAAGUUCCAACAUGUAGAUCUUGCCAUAAUCCAAGAACACGUAAAAAGAUUCCUUAUAUUUCUCCAAUGCCAAUUGAAAUUGAAUCAGUUCCUUUACAUAAACGAAAAUAUCUUUCACCAGCAUAUAUUCAUUGUUCUUUAGGAAGAACCCCUGGCAGUAACUCUUUUACAGAAUAUAGAAAUUUAGUUGGGACUAUGAGUUAUUCUUGCAACAUACGUGCAUUAUCAUUAUAUACUGGGACAAUUGGAGCAUUUCUAGAACCUUCUAAUAACAAUCAUGUUUCUAAUGAAUUAAUAUUUGAUGAAAAUUUAAAGAAUGCUGCAGAUUGGUUAGCAGAAAAAAACCCCUAUAUAAAAAGUUUUUCAAAACAAGCUUUAACUCUGACACAAAAGACAAUUAAUGAAAUAUUUCCAACAGCUACUCAUGUUACUGAUGAUGAAUCAGCUCCUCCUUAUUUGUCAAGAGACAUAAUUAUUCAGAAUUAUAAUUUUCCAGAUGAAGUUCAUAAUGAAGAUUUUCAUUAUGAUAAACUAAUAAGUGGAUUUGUACA
This is a messenger RNA of Entrophospora candida, 962 nucleotides long. NCBI's taxonomy places the organism in Eukaryota, Fungi, Glomeromycota, Glomeromycetes, Entrophosporales, Entrophosporaceae. The record is from the annotation of a GenBank genome assembly.